Molecule: messenger RNA, 2085 nt
Organism: Brenthis ino (lesser marbled fritillary)
Lineage: Eukaryota; Metazoa; Arthropoda; Insecta; Lepidoptera; Nymphalidae
Source: the annotation of a GenBank genome assembly
AUGGCGGCCCGCGAGGGUGUCCGGAGCAGCGCUCGGCUCAGCGGGGCCACGACGGCGGCCAGUGCAGCGCCGGCCCCCGCGGCGCGAGACUCGCUCGCCGAAGAGGAGCGCGCAGCGGCCGCGGCGCUGCGCAGGGCACGGGCCGCGCGAGCCGCCGAGCGCGCCCGGGAGGUGGAGGACAGCCCUCAGGUGCUCAGAGAGAAAUGCCGCCGCUUGGCUCGAGCGCUCCGCGAGGCCAAACAUCUUGUGGUGUACACGGGGGCGGGCAUCAGCACUGCGGCCGACAUCCCCGACUACCGCGGGCCGCGCGGCGUGUGGACGCGGCUGCAGCGCGGCGAGACCGUCGGCCGCGUGGAGGUGUCGCGUGCGCGGCCCACCUUCACGCACAUGGCGCUGACGGCGCUGUGGGCGCGCGGCGCGCUCAAGUUCGUGGCGUCGCAGAACUGCGACGGCCUGCACGUGCGCGCCGGCCUGCCGCGCCGCGCGCUCGCCGAGCUGCACGGCGACAUGUACGCCGAGCGCUGCGCCGCCUGCCGCCGCGUGUAUCUGCGCGCCUUCGACACCACCGAGCGCACCGCGCGCCACGCGCACGCUACGCGCCGCCUGUGCCACUCCUGCGGCCGCGAGCUGCGCGACUCCAUCGUGCACUUCGGCGAGCGCGGCCGCGCCGCCUGGCCGCUCAACUGGGCCGGCGCGCUGCGCCACGCCGCUGCCGCCGACGUCGUGCUGUGCCUCGGCUCCAGCCUCAAGGUGCUGCGUCGCUACCCGCGUCUGUGGCGCAUGCACAGCGCGCCACGGGCGCGCCCCGCGCUCUACAUCGUCAACCUGCAGUGGACGCCCAAGGACGCCGUGGCCGCGCUCAAGAUCAACGCACGCUGCGACGCCGUCAUGCGUCAGGUGGCGCGCCGCCUGCGCCUGCGCGUGCCGCGCUACAGCGCGCGCGCGGACCCGCUGCUGGCGCACGCCGAGCCGCUGGCGCCGCCCGAGCGCCAUACCACGCGCCGCCCGCUGCUGUCUCCGCCCGCGCCGCACUCGCCGCGCCCCGCCGACGACCGCGACUCGUACUACUCGCUCUCCCCCGCCUCCUCCGCCUCCCCCUCGGCCUCCGGCUCCGACUCCGACGAUGAGGUGCCGCUGCGCCGCCUGGCGGACCGGCUGCGCGACCCUCUCGACCGGCGCGACCAACACGCCUCGUGUCAGGCGCCAGAGGGCGCAUCGGCACCAUGUUUGUACUCCUUUCAGGUCAACAUGCAGUCGGGGGAGACCACCAUACUGCUGCGGUCCGAGCACGCACCGGCCGACCCCCCGCCCCCCGAGCCGCCCCCCCUGCCCGCGCCCGCGCCUCGCAACACCACUGACGCUCUGAGACGAUACCGGAUAACCAGGCCGCUGACCGCACCUCCAGCGCUCAACGGCCUCGUGACUAACGGCCAUCGAUUUCCUGAAUAUGAUCUCAACGGUCUAGAACCGAAAAUUGAGUUCGCUUCUCCCGUGAAAAUAAAAAAGGAGGAGUCCUCGCCGCCUCCGUCCGAGAACGGGUCGUGGGACCUCGGGUGCCGUCUGCGGCGUCUGCUGGAGCUGGAGGCGGGCGCGCCGGGCGACAGCAAGCGCGCCGUCGUGAAGCUCAAGCGUGAGGGCGGGGAGCGGGACGCGGACGAGGCGCUCGCCGCCGCCAUCAUCCGGCGCGCCGUGCUCGUGUGCCGCGCGCAGCUCUACUCCGGCCUGCACACCAUCAUUGCGCCGCCCGCCGCCGCCGCGCCCUCCCCCUCCCCCCGCGCCGCGCCCGCGCGCCCGCCGCCCCGCAGCCCGGCGUGGACGCGGAGUGCGCGUGGUGCCUGCGCCGGUACGCGGCGCGGCGCUGCCUGUGGUACGGGCCGGCGCGCGCGACGCCGCCCGAGCGGCGCGCGUGGAGGCGCGAUCGCGGCCGGCGCUACCUGUGCGCGUGCUGCGGGGAGGAGGGCGCGCGCGGGGAGGGCGAGGCGGAGGACGGGGCGCGCGACGCCGACGGCGGCGGCUGGUAUGGCAAGGGCUACCGCAAGGGCCGCCGGCGCCGGUAGCGGCGCCCCGCCCGCCGCGACCGGACAG